UGGUUGCUGGAGGGAAGGACAGGAUGUAUCUGGGGCUGAAGCGGUGCUUUCUCCAUGUGGCUGUGAUGGGUGUUCUGCUGGCUGUGGGAGCCACAGAAGGACCAAGAGACGACGACUGGCCUGGUGUCUCGAGGCAGCUCAGAAAGAAAGACUGGAACAGGCGACUGUAUCCAGAAUGGACAGAAGUCCAGGGGUCUGACUGCUGGAGAGGUGGCCAGGUGUCCCUGAAGGUCAGUAAUGAUGGGCCCACUCUGGUCGGGGCAAAUGCCUCCUUCUCUAUUGCCUUGCACUUCCCUGAAAGCCAAAGGGUGCUGCUGGAUGGGCAGGUCAUCUGGGCCAACAAUGCCACAAUCAAUGGGAGCCAAGUGUGGGAAGGACAGCCAGUGUAUCCCCAGGACCUUGAUGAUGCCUGCAUCUUCCCUGACGGUGGACCCUGCCCAUCUGGCCCGUGGUCUCAGAGAAGCAGCUUUGUUUAUGUCUGGAAGACCUGGGGCCAAUACUGGCAAGUUCUGGGAGGGCCAGUAUCUGGGCUGAGCAUUGGCACAGGCAGGGCAGUGCUGGGCACACAUACCAUGGAAGUGACCGUCUACCACCGCCGGGGGUCCCGGAGCUACGUGCCCCUUGCCCACUCCUGCUCAUCCUUUACCAUCACUGAUCAGGUGCCCUUCUCCGUGAGUGUAUCCCAGCUGCAGGCCUUGGAUGGAGGGAAUAAGCAGUUCCUGAGGAAUCAACCUCUGACCUUUGCCCUCCAACUGCACGACCCCAGUGGCUAUUUGACGGGGGCUGACCUCUCCUACACGUGGGACUUUGGAGACAAUAGUGGGACCCUGAUCUCUCGGGCACUUGUGGUCACUCACACAUACCUGGAAGUUGGCCCAGUCACUGCCCAGGUGGUGCUGCAGGCUGCCAUUCCUCUCACGUCCUGUGGCUCUUCCCCAGUUCCAGGCACCACAGAUGGGUACAUGUCAACUACAGAGGUCCCUGGCACCACAGCUGGGCAAGUGCCUACUGCAGAAGUUGUAGGUACUACACCUGGUCAGGUGCCAACUACAGAGCCCUCUGGAACCACAGCUGCGCAAGUGCCAACCACAGAGGUCAUCAGUACUAUACCUGGGCAGGCACCAACCUCAGGGGUCACGGGUACCAUACCUGCAGAGGUGUCAACUUCAGAGGUCAAAGGUAUUACACCUACAGAGGUGUCAACUUCAGAGGUCAUAGGUACCACACCUGCAGAGGUGUCAACUGCAGAGCCCUCUGAAACCACAGCUGCACGGAUAACAACUGCAGAGGUGGUGGAGGUCACAGCUGGACAGGUAGCCAGCUCUGAGCCUGAGGGUCCAGAUGCCAGCCCAUUCAUGCCUACAGAAGGUAUUACAGGCUCCAUGAACCCCCUGCUGGAAGACACAGCUACCCUACUCCUGGUGAAGCGACAUGUCCCCCUGGAUUGCAUUCUGUAUCGAUAUGGCUCCUUUUUUCUCACCCUGGACAUUGUCCAGGGUAUCGAGAGUGCCGAGAUCCUGCAGGCUGUGCCAUCCAGUGAGGGGGAUGCAUUUGAACUGACUGUGUCUUGCCAAGGCGGGCUGCCCAAGGAAGCCUGUAUGGACAUCUCAUCACCAGGGUGCCAGCCCCCUGCCCAGAGGCUGUGCCAGCCUGUGCCAUCCAGCCCAGCCUGCCAGCUAGUUUUGCAUCAGGUACUGAAGGGAGGCUCAGGGAUCUACUGCCUCAAUGUGUCUUUGGCUGAUGCCAACAGCCUGGCAAUGGUCAGCACCCAGCUUGUCAUGCCUGCCAUGCCUGGGAUUCUGCUCACAGGUCAAGAGGCAGGCCUUGGGCAGGCUCCCCUGUUUGUGGGCAUCUUACUGGUGUUGAUGGCUGUGGUGCUUACAUCUCUGAUAUAUAGGCAAAAACUUAGGAAGCAGGGCUCAGCUCUCCCCCUUCCCCAGCUGCCACAUGGUGCCAUCCACUGGCUGCGUCUGCCCCAGGUCUUCCACCCUUGCCCCACUGGUGAGAGCAGCCCCCUCCUCAGUGGGCAGCAGGUCUGAGUACUCUCAUGGGAUGCCACGAUUUACCUGGGGGUUGGCAGCCAACUCCUAUCUUUUCUCCAG
Messenger RNA from Trichechus manatus latirostris (Florida manatee), 2102 nucleotides. It is a transcript of the gene PMEL, whose product is annotated as premelanosome protein. Gene Ontology annotation, biological process: melanosome organization. Gene Ontology annotation, cellular component: melanosome; plasma membrane. The transcript has 11 exons. Bases 24 to 2039 code for a protein of 671 amino acids. NCBI's taxonomy places the organism in Eukaryota, Metazoa, Chordata, Mammalia, Sirenia, Trichechidae. The record is from RefSeq and is a predicted model, not a curated record.